CUGUAGAGCAGAGACACACGCAGAGAAGGACAAAAAAGUAUUCACCGCAUUAAGUGUGUGCUCUGCUCCCCUCCCCACUGCUGGCACAUCGCACGUACUAUUGGUGGUGUUCGAAGACUGUGUUGAUCAGGGGGUCUGUGCGGUCUAUCUUCUCAGUGCGGUUCCCCUUUGGCGAUGGACGACUCGCUGAAACAGAGGGGACAGACAUGCAGUGAUCCCUCCCCUCCCUCCCCAUCGCCCAUUGACUCACUCACCAGCCGGUGCGUCAACAUUUGCGUCGGUGUUGAUACUCAGUUUCACCGACUGACUCACCGUGUGUGAGUGUCGGCAGCUUCUUCGCCGCGCCCGCACUCUUGUGGUUCGACGCAGCAGACCGGCGGUGGGGACGCUUCUUGGGAGACCCCUCGCUGAGCCCAGCCGACCCGACGGAGAACGCCACUCCGCAGGACAGCGGCAUCUUGGAGUCACACUCGUCAAAACUCAGGGGCGGCAAACCUGCACACAUCCAACCAUCCGCAGGAUAGCAAAGCAGAUCAGAUCAGAUCGGGGGAGAGUGGGCUGUGCACUGGUCAGUCUCACUCACCUGUGUCGUGCUGCGGUUUGGCGGCCUUGACGGGGCGGAAGGCGAAGCCCAUGCCCAGCUUGAUCAGGCUCUUGUCCUGCUCGAGGAGCUGAAACUCAGACGCCUCAGACGUCGACUCGCCUCCGUCACAGUUGUGCUCAUACAAGGAAAGCUUCUCACCAAACAUCCCAGCAAACAUCUGAACCAAACCACACACACACGACACACACAUAGGACCCACGAGAAGGUCGGCUCUUGUCCUGUCCUGUCCUGUCCUGUCGUCUGUCCGCCCACCCACCUUGUGUUGGUGUGUGCGUCUGUCGGUCUUGGAGUGGAUGUGCUUGGCCUGGUCGUGUUGGAUCUUGAGUUUGAGCUGCUCGCCGGCGGGGUUGCCCUUGUCGGCCAGUAGCAGCGCAUCCACCACGUUCAUGGCCUUCUCGUAGUCCGUCAACUGAUACUGAUAACACACAGAGAGGGAGAGGGAGAGAGGCGGCAUGUGCAAAGUUUGUUGAGUGUGAUGAGGGCACAUCGAUGUACCUGCGUCGGUGUCGAUAGACAACCCCAACCCUCCCAGUCGACGACGGCAUGGCGGGUCUACAGUCGGUCAACGAAGGACAGACAGACAAGAAGCCCACAGCCACCAAUCAUCCCGCCGCCCGCAUGCAUGACGCUUGAUCCUCACCCGGUCUCUUGGGUGAGUCCUGCCGGCCCAGUCGGGGUGGGCUCCUUGGCGGGUUCCUUGGCCGGCUCCUGUGCCUGCUGCCGUGCGGUGUGUCAAUCGCUAGGGCAGGUCGCCUCAUCCUCACCGCUACAGCCUGCAU
Messenger RNA from Vitrella brassicaformis, 1383 nucleotides. The record is from the annotation of a GenBank genome assembly. Lineage: Eukaryota; Vitrellaceae.